AGACUUUAACACUUUCAACAACAUUAACAAUUAACAAUUGUCAAUUAAACCAUAAACUUUAACAAAAUGUUCAAAUUCAUCGCUGUUUGCUUCUUCGCUUUGUUGGCUGUUGCUGCCGCUAAGCCCGGUCUUGUGGCUCCUUUGGCCUACUCUGCUCCUUUGACUUAUGCUGCGGCUCCAGCUGUUGUUGGUCAUGCUUCAUAUGUGGCUCCUUAUGCCUCCACCUACAAUGCCCACCAUGUUGCUCACUCUGCUGCCUUCCCCGCCGCUUAUGCUGCUGCUCCAGUUGUCCAUGCCGCCCCUGCUGCUUAUGCCGCCGCUCCCUUUGUAGGUGCUGCUUAUGCUGCUCCUCUUGCCACCCCCUUCGCUGCUCCUUUUUUCUUGAAGAAGUAGAUCAGAGAAUUGAAUUUGAAUUGAAAUACAACUAAAAACGAUGUUACUUACUUAGACUGGAAAA
This is a messenger RNA of Calliphora vicina (urban bluebottle blowfly), 457 nucleotides long. Its product is annotated as cuticle protein 38-like. The record is from RefSeq and is a predicted model, not a curated record. The transcript has 2 exons. The coding region runs from base 67 to 393 and encodes 108 amino acids. Lineage: Eukaryota; Metazoa; Arthropoda; Insecta; Diptera; Calliphoridae.